AUGUGCCGCGAAUACACAAUAGGCAACUGCUGCGGGCACUUCCGCACAGAGACCCGCUACUGCCACACAACCUCACCCUGCUACUCUCAAACAAGAGCCGAGGUCGACGUCCGUCACCUCUGCCAAGAAUGCAGCACCAGCCCUCUCGCCCACACCCCAUCCAGGCUCUUCUCCCGGUUCUCCGACGUCAAAGUCAACCUCCUCAAAGCCAAAGCCGGAAUCGAGGAGACCUGUAUCCGCGCCUCUUUGCUCGUCGAAGGACACGUCCCGAUUCCCGAAGGCAAGGGCGGACCGUUCAUCGGCCGCAUCACGAACGCAGACGAUGAAGUACUGGGCGACGUGCAGGAUUAUGUAGAAGCCGUGAUGCUGCAGCGGAUUACCUCUGCUUCUGAAAGUCAAGCCGAGUUAUUCCGCCUACUGCGACUGAUGAAAAACCUUGGCAGGGUUCUCGAACAGGCCCACGUUGAUGGCAUCGAGGAAGCAUUCUUUGUCUUCAAUACUGCACUUGACCAACAUGUCGGGUGUAUUCCAGGAAUCGAGUUCCCGUGGCGGGCACUUUGCAUGCCUGUUGACGUUAUGGAUUUGGAUAGGGAUGAGAGGGAAUGUCCGGUAUGCAUGGAGAGUUUUGUCGCGAAGGAGGACGAAGAUAGGGAAGAGGAGAAGCCGGUCGAGUUACCGUGUGGUCAUGUUUUUGGGAAGCGGUGCUUGGCAAGGCAUUUUGUGCAGAUGCGGGUUAGUUGUCCGCUUUGUAAUAAGCUGUUUGAUCCGGACAAUUAUCUCGCAGAAAUUGAGGAUGUCGUUAGUCCGUGGUGGAUGACGUAUAUUAGAGGUGAGGCUGUGGCUUGA
Molecule: messenger RNA, 846 nt
Organism: Hyaloscypha bicolor E
Lineage: Eukaryota; Fungi; Ascomycota; Leotiomycetes; Helotiales; Hyaloscyphaceae
Exons: 1
Coding region: 1-846 (281 amino acids)
Molecular function (GO): ubiquitin protein ligase activity
Source: RefSeq, a predicted model, not a curated record